GCUACAUCAACAGGUACAGUAUUGCCUCCUACACAUGUACAAAAGGUUGAACAUCAUCAGAAGAACCAUGUCUAGCACUACGUCCACUGGCAAAAUGCUCAAUCCUCGCGACUUUCCUCGCCCACCACUCUGCGAACGAACACCUCGCCAUCUCGAGAUCAAGUGGAAUGGACAGACCAUAGCAGACACAAAAGAUGCAUACUGGGUCCUGGAAACAUAUCAUCCACCAACUUACUAUUUGCCGCCAUCAUCUCUCAAAGUCCAGCUCAGCAAGAACAGUCGUAGCUCGUACUGCGAAUGGAAAGGCACCGCAAGUUACUAUGACCUCGCGAAUCCCAACGACGCGAAGGACGUAGUGAAGAGUCGCAUCUGGUCUUAUGAUAAUCCCACUGGCGGCUUCCGGGAGAUCAAGGACUAUUUGAGCUUCUAUGCGGGACCUUGGGAUUGUUACGUGGAUGGCGAGAAGGUGGUGCCGCAGCCUGGUGACUUUUAUGGUGGGUGGACGACGAGCGAUAUUGAUACAAGUCAUGUCAAAGGCGCACCAGGCACCAGGCAUUGGUGAUAGCGCAUCUUAAGUGGGUGUCGGAGCUCAUUGCAAACAUGAUUUACGUAUAUACAUCUGGUAUUGGGACUCUUGCGUUUUGCUUUUUCGCGUCUUCAUUUCCAAUUACACCCCAACAUCA
This is a messenger RNA of Sphaerulina musiva SO2202, 683 nucleotides long. RefSeq names its product DUF427-domain-containing protein. The coding region runs from base 68 to 562 and encodes 164 amino acids. The transcript has 2 exons. The record is from RefSeq and is a predicted model, not a curated record. Lineage: Eukaryota; Fungi; Ascomycota; Dothideomycetes; Mycosphaerellales; Mycosphaerellaceae.